Culicoides brevitarsis is the source of this 1053-nucleotide messenger RNA. Its product is annotated as microspherule protein 1-like. Gene Ontology annotation, cellular component: Ino80 complex; MLL1 complex; NSL complex. Lineage: Eukaryota; Metazoa; Arthropoda; Insecta; Diptera; Ceratopogonidae. Bases 1 to 1053 code for a protein of 350 amino acids. The transcript has a single exon. The record is from RefSeq and is a predicted model, not a curated record. Gene Ontology annotation, molecular function: protein binding; G-quadruplex RNA binding. Gene Ontology annotation, biological process: positive regulation of transcription by RNA polymerase II.
AUGCCGAAAUCUUCUUCCAGUUCGUACAAAAACAAGAUCAAAUUAAGCAAAAAGUCGAUCAAAUCCCGCACUUUAGGACGUUGGAAACCCAUCGACGACUAUCUCUUGAUCGAAAAUGUCCUCGCCGUGAACGAUCUUGCUACAAUCCAUGCCGGCAUCAAAUUUUCCUGUCACUUUUCUUUAGAAGAAAUCAAGGAACGCUGGGCUCUUUUGAUGUACAAUAAGCCUCUUUCGGGUCUGGCAAUCGAUGCAAUGCGCCGUUUGCAUACCGAAACAAUCGAAUAUGCCGAAAGAACGACUUUAUUCUCCGAAAAUGAGGAAAAUUGCAUUAAGAAGGUUACUUUUCCAUGUCCCGACAUCGAAGAUUUUGAGAUUUUGUUGCGAGAAAACGCUGGGACCUUCCAUCGAGCACGAAAAGCUGAAGAUUUGUUCAAACAUCACGAGCUUUUACGGGAAUAUGGAUUACUCCCAGAGCAAAUCGUCACUCCAUUAAACAGUGAAUUUCAAGAUUUUUCAGAAAUGGAGGAAGAUUGUGAUGAAAAAUCCAUGAAAAUUCCUUCAGAAGAGCAAAUUAAAGAGGAAAACCUUAAAAAUCGUCGAAAAAUCAUCAAAAUUCGUGAAUUAGAGGCCGAUUUAGAGCAAUGGAUGGUAACAAGUGUCACAGCAAUAAAUGGUUUUCCUUACUUGUUCCCAGAAAUGGACUCACAAACGUUCGCUAUGCUUCGGGGACGCAUCGUAAAGUACCACAUGAAGCAUCCAAAGAUUACUUUCGGCCGAAAUACCGAAGAAAAUUAUGUUGACAUGGAUUUUUCGUCGGAAGGACUCACUCACAAAGUCUCGCGUCGUCAAGGAACCCUCAAAUUGACUGAAAACGGAAAAUUUUGGAUCUUGAACGAAGGAAAACGGGCAAUUUUUGUUAAUGGAAUCCCAAUUUUGCCACAUCGAAAGGGCCAAAUACGUCACAAUUCCUUGUUAGAAAUUUGUGGAUUGUACUUUUUGUUCCUCGUAAACCACGUGGUCGUCGAUUCCUUCGUAAACUUGAAAGAAAAUUGA